AUGAACACUCUCAUGGACGUCCUUCGCCACAGGCCAGGAUGGGUGGAAGUGAAGGACGAAGGGGAGUGGGAUUUCUACUGGUGUGAUGUCAGCUGGCUCCGGGAGAACUUCGACCACACCUACAUGGACGAGCACGUGCGGAUCAGUCACUUCCGGAACCACUACGAGCUGACCCGCAAGAACUACAUGGUGAAGAACCUGAAGCGGUUCCGGAAACAGCUGGAGCGUGAGGCAGGAAAGCUGGAGGCAGCCAAGUGCGACUUCUUCCCCAAAACCUUUGAGAUGCCAUGCGAAUAUCACCUGUUUGUGGAAGAGUUUCGCAAAAACCCAGGAAUCACCUGGAUCAUGAAGCCUGAUACAAGAUGCUCUGAUGACCAGAAAGAUGAUAUUCCUGUGGAGAAUUACGUAGCUCAGCGUUACAUCGAAAAUCCCUACCUGAUAGGAGGUCGCAAGUUUGACCUGCGUGUCUAUGUGCUGGUGAUGUCGUAUAUCCCUCUGCGGGCCUGGCUCUACAGGGAUGGCUUUGCCCGAUUCUCCAACACCCGCUUUACGCUGAACAGCAUCGAUGACCAGUAUGUUCACCUCACCAACGUUGCUGUGCAAAAGACAUCUCCUGACUACCAUCCAAAGAAGGGCUGCAAGUGGAUGCUUCAGCGCUUCCGGCAGUACCUGGCGUCCAAGCAUGGGCCGGAGGCGAUAGAGACGCUCUUCAGUGACAUGGACAACAUCUUUGUCAAAAGCCUGCAGAGUGUGCAGAAGGUGAUCAUUAGUGACAAGCACUGCUUCGAGCUGUACGGUUACGACAUCCUCAUCGACCAGGACCUCAAGCCGUGGCUCCUGGAGGUUAAUGCCUCCCCAUCGCUGACAGCCAGCAGCCAGGAGGACUAUGAGCUCAAGACCUGCCUCCUGGAAGACACCCUGCAUAUUGUGGACAUGGAAGCGAGGCUGUGUCAACGACCGGAAAAAACAGCUGAGGCAGCUGUUCUGCUCUCUUCAAUUCCAGAAGAAAUCUUCCAGUUGAUCUCUGGCUGCUAG
Molecule: messenger RNA, 1035 nt
Organism: Otolemur garnettii (small-eared galago)
Lineage: Eukaryota; Metazoa; Chordata; Mammalia; Primates; Galagidae
Gene: TTLL9
Product: tubulin tyrosine ligase like 9
Exons: 10
Coding region: 1-1035 (344 amino acids)
Biological process (GO): protein polyglutamylation; microtubule cytoskeleton organization
Cellular component (GO): cilium
Molecular function (GO): tubulin binding; tubulin-glutamic acid ligase activity
Source: RefSeq, a predicted model, not a curated record